AUGAAUUACAAACAAUCUCCUAAUGAUCACUCUCUUUUUACUAAGCAUAUUAAUAAUCAUUUUACUGUGAUUCUUGUUUAUGUUGAUGAUUUAAUCAUUGGUGGUACUGAUUCAUCUGAAAUUACCUCCAUAAAAGAUAUUUUAGAUACUCAAUUUAAGAUCAAAGACCUUGGUCACCUCAAGUACUUUCUUGGUUUAGAAGUGGUCCGAUCACACCUCGGCAUUCAUCUUUCUCAACGAAAGUAUGUAUUAGAUUUACUUUCUGAUAUUCGUUUUCUUGCAGCUAAGCCCUCUCCAACUCCUAUGGUGAAAACCAACAAACUUUCACAAUCAGAUGGUACUCCUUAUGCUGAUCCUGCUAGUUACAGAAGGCUUGUUGGCAAGCUUUUAUAUCUCACAACAACUAGACCAGAUAUUUCAUUUGCUGUGCAACAAUUAAGUCAACACAUUUCUUCUCCUUCCACUACUCAUUACAUGGCAGUUACACGUGUUCUUCACUAUCUCAAAGGAAAUUCUGGUCAAGGUCUCUUCUACCCUAUGCAGUCUUCAUUACAACUGAAAGCUUUUAGUGACUCAAAUUGGGGUUCUUGCCCAACUUCUCGCCGUUCUGUUUCUGGUUACUGCAUUUUCCUUGGAGAUUCACUAAUUUCAUGGAAAUGCAAGAAGCAUUCCACCAUCUCUAGGUCUUCAUCCGAAGCUUAA
Molecule: messenger RNA, 702 nt
Organism: Cajanus cajan (pigeon pea)
Lineage: Eukaryota; Viridiplantae; Streptophyta; Magnoliopsida; Fabales; Fabaceae
Source: RefSeq, a predicted model, not a curated record